Messenger RNA from Jaminaea rosea, 1619 nucleotides. Its product is annotated as GroES-like protein. The transcript has 2 exons. The coding region runs from base 91 to 1236 and encodes 381 amino acids. Lineage: Eukaryota; Fungi; Basidiomycota; Exobasidiomycetes; Microstromatales. Gene Ontology annotation, molecular function: oxidoreductase activity. The record is from RefSeq and is a predicted model, not a curated record.
GUCGUGUGCCCCGCCGGCCUACUUCAAUGCCUCGCCCCUUUACUUCUUCCUCGCUCGAUCGACCUUCAUCACAUCCACAUCGACGCCACCAUGCCAUCCGCAGACAUCCCUCCCAAAAUGCGCGGCCUCCUCUUGGAGCGCUUCGUCGAGGGCAAAGGCGAAGACGACCCCUACACGCUGCGCUCCGACAUCCCCUUCGACGCAUCCUCCCUCAAGCCAACGGACGUGGUCAUCCGAGCCGCCGUGGCGGGCGUAUGCCACACAGACAUCAUGACCGUCCGCGGAGAGAUGAAGCGCUUCCUCAAAGAGGGACUCCCCAUCGUCCCCUCACACGAGCCGACGGGCGUCAUCGUUGCGCUGGGUAGUGAAGCCGCCUCGGAGAAGAGCGCUCCAGCUACGGGGGGUAAGCGACCGCUCAAGGAGGGUGACCGUGUAGGCUCACUAGCGCACAAGGAGCCUUGCGGCCAAUGCGAGGAGUGCAAAGCCAAUCGCCCAAAGUUCUGCGGAAACGUCUCCUUCUUGGGCAUCAGCGACAAGCACGGCGGACUCGCGGAGUACCUCAUUGCGGACUAUCGCUUUGUGGCCCAGCUGCCCGACGAGGUGUCGUUUGAGACUGGUGCGCCACUGAUGUGUGCAGGCUUGACAAUCUACACGGCCAUCAAGGCGCUCCAACUCGAGAAGGGUAAGCACGUCUGUAUCGUCGGCGCUGGAGCUCUGGGUCAUAUUGGCUCGCAGAUUGCCAAAUCCAAGAGGCUGAGAGUGAGCGUCCUCGACGCCCGCGACGCACCGCUCGAGCUUUGCAAUUCGCUUCGCCUCAAGCCGGACGCAACGUACAAUUGCGGCAAGGUAGAUGCCGAUGAUGAGCAGGCGGUGGCCGCUGUGGUGAAGGCGAUUGGAGGCGAGCCGGAUGCGACGAUUGUUACUACGGACGCCAUUCCAGCUUUCAAGCUUGCGAUCAACAUCACGAGGAAGCAUGGCCAGAUGCAGGUGGUAGGCCAGCCCGCGGACCCAAUUCCAAUCCCCUUUUACCCUCUCAUCUUCCGUGACCUCCGCGUGACCGGCUCCUUGCUAGGCAACCAGCAAGACCUAAAAGAGUUGGUCGAUCUCGUCGGCCGCGAGGGAAUCGAGGUGAAGACGAAGACGUUCAAGCUGGACGAGCUGCCCAAGCUGCUCGGGGAGCUGCAUAGUCCGACAUUUGCGGGGAAGGCAGUCGUGCGGGUGGGGGAGGAUCAAUAGGCAGGCGCGUGGACGUGAAGGGGCAAGCGUCACAGUGACAUCUUUUCGAAUUCAAUGCACUCGAAUUCGAUUCGCCUGCCAAGCGUGCUUGCUUUGUGAUCUGCAGCGCUGUGGGGCCGUCGUCGCUACCACGCGGGUGGCGGUUCGCCCGACGUCCAAUCUAUCGCUCCACCUGCUUUCGUCUCGGCCUCCGACAGCUCUAUUUCACGCCACUGAUUGAAGUCGCCGUGCAGCCCGAUGCGAGGGAGAAGUGACGCAGGGCCCCACGACCAAGGAGAAUAGAGCUCGGUCAGCGCGAAGGGCUCAGAAGGCGAAGGGCCUCACCUGUUGAUGGUAGUGGGGCUAUUGUGUUAAUGUUCGAAGGCAGGACCGAUCCCCCUCGC